AUGCACGCUGGAUCAGUUUUGGGGAUGAACGAGGCGGUUGGGUUCGCUGAGAGGUCACCGCCGCUGCCACCGUCGCCGUCCGCCCGAGAACCGUGGGUCGCGAAACUCCCCAAUGGGCGGCAGGAUGACGCAGUUAAUCAGAACGGCGAGGAUUUCGGUUUGGAGGAGGCCGUGACGCAUGAGGUCGAGGUUGACGGCGCGGCUUGGACCAGUGUGGUCGGCCAUCCCAGCCAGGGCCCUGGCUCGUCACGUGAAUUCGCUUACACGUGCGACUUCGUCUUGUUUGACGAAGACCCGAGGGCGUCUGGCGGUGAUGGGGCCUCUGCACUUGGCGCCUCCCCAGAGUCCCCACUGGAGGCACUCCCAGUCGAUGCUCUGGGCCGACCGCUGGCGCAGGGGUAUCCGCAGCUGGCUUUCCGCGACGCCGAAGCUCGCGCGAACGGAUACCUCGAGACUGGCCAGAUCUCUGAUCCUCAAGCCAUCGCAAGGAUAGGCACUUGGGAUGAGAACAGGGACGGAAGGGAGGCCCUGAGGGUCCCCGCUUCUGACUUUGACCGAGAACUCGACCGUUCACUGUCCUCGCAAGGCUCUUUCGGGUCGCACCUUGGGGGUGACGAAAGCCAGGCGUCAACCUCAACGGGUGCCACGUUCUGCGCUUGCUGCGAGUGCGCCGAAGUCGACUUCAACGACAGUCUUGCUAUGAACUGGGCCCAUGAGGGCCCCGCGCGCUUUGGUUGA
Purpureocillium lilacinum is the source of this 738-nucleotide messenger RNA. RefSeq lists its product as uncharacterized. NCBI's taxonomy places the organism in Eukaryota, Fungi, Ascomycota, Sordariomycetes, Hypocreales, Ophiocordycipitaceae. The record is from RefSeq and is a predicted model, not a curated record.